GGGAGGGUCGCUUCUCCAUGGCAACGGCGCAGCCACCUUUACACCCCCCCCCCGUCCACGCGACAAGGAUCUUGUGCGUCCCUCAGUAAUGACGUGUCGCACGCUGAGUAGACUCGGGAAGAGAGACGCUCAUGCGAGGGAGGCGGCCGGCGCGAGCCAGGACGUGGACACAGCCUGCCAGCUAACCAGGAUGAAGCUGAGUCUCUCCAAAGUGGUCAGUGGGUGUCGUCUUGGGACACUGACAAACCUUGGCAAGAAUGGGGUUCAAACCAUGGAGCUUCCAGGCUGCCUAUUGUAUACCAAAACAGGAUCCCCACCACACCUCACCCACGACACACUGCAGGCAAUUAAAGGGGUUCCUGCCAUUGUACAACUCACGCUUUCAACUCUGGUAGAACUUCACGAGGUCUUGGAGGAAUAUAAAGAAGGAAUUGGGAAAUUUAUAGGUCUGAGACUGGUUAUGUCACCCAGCCUAGAUGAUGUCAAGUGUCAGAUGUCCCCAGAGCAUUCAUUCAGCGGACAAGUAUGCCAGAGUCAGUGCUGUACUGCUCUCUCCAUGACCCCGGUAGCCCCUGCCCACCUGGCUACAACAACAACAAGAGGACACCUGGGAACUGGGCUGAAUCCCACCCAACUAAUUUCACACAGGCUACAGUGCUGUCAGAUGGCAACAACUUUUUGUCGCUAUUUGCUUAAGACAGUGUCCAUAUGGGGAUACGGAGGGCGAAUGGAAAUGACAGCUUCCAAGUUCAUGAGCAUGCAGCGUGCUCUCCAGCCAGAUUGGUUUCAGUGCCUCUCUGACGGAGACACUAUUUCUGGUGAAACCUCCAGAAAGCGGGCCAAGAAGUCUGUGGACCGGUCACUUUUCUUCCUGGAUGAGUGCCUUCAGCUGCAGGAAAAAUCACCGGAGCUGCAGGACAGUGUGAUGGUUGGAGUGAUCGAAGGUGGAGACAUGUUGGAGGAGAGACUCAGGUCAGCUAGAGAGACUGCUAAGCGACCUGUAGGUGGUUUCCUGCUGGAUGGUUUUCAGGGACAAGCCAUGGCCAAGGAGACCAAGCUGAAACUGAUGGCUUCUGUCACAGCGGAGCUGCCGGAGGAUAAACCAAGACUCAUUCAUGGUAUUGGCAAGCCGGAUGAGGUACUGGAGUGCAUCGAAAGAGGAGUGGACGUGUUUGAGAGCUUUUUUCCCUACCAGGUGACAGAGCGGGGCUGUGCCCUAUCCUUCAGCUACGAUUACAAUCCUGACCCUGAAGCUGCAGUCAUUAAGCAAAAUGGGAUCCAGGAUGCAGGAAAAAAUGGCACUGAAAAAGACAUAAAUGAAACCUCAAAAGCUGACCCAGAAAUAACUUCAUUUGAGAUAUUUUUGAAGGAGAAAAGGUACCGGGAUGAUUUUGGUCCCUUGGUGCACGGAUGCACCUGUUACUGCUGUCAGAACCAUAGUCGAGCCUACGUCCAUCACCUCCUCGUGACCAAUGAGCUGUUGGCUGGCGUCCUGCUCAUGAUGCAUAACUUUCAGCACUACUUCAGCUUCUUCCACUCCAUCCGAGAUGCACUGAGAGAUGACAGGCUGGAUCAGCUGAAGAAGCUCAUCUUCAGGCAGGCACUCUAAGAUCCAGGAAAUGCAUAGCCAGGCCAGUGAGUGUAGGGGAGAAGGGGUGAGAGAGAAGUGGGGAAGGCUCCAUGUUGUGUCACUUCCCACUGGGAUCAGGCUGGAGUGCCUGUAGUGCAUUCCGGAUUUGUGAGGCUAAAUGACAGGAAAGGAGGAUUUUCCCCCUCACACCAGUUAAGUGGAAGAAUUGAGAGGGAGACUAGCUGGAAAAGACUCUCUAGAGUCUUGCAGGACCAGUGCAACUACCUUUGUAUUCAGUGAUCAAAAAGCAUUCCUGGAGGCAACAGAACUCUGAGGCUUGGGGUGGGGAGAAAAAGAGACAGAUGCAUUAUGGGAGACUCCCAGCUGCCAUUUUGGGCUGUUGCUUCAACCUCAGUGAAUGUAACAGAUGAAUGUCAGUCUAGUUAGGAUUUGUAUCUCUUUAAAGAAAUCCUUGUGGGGGACAGGGGAAGGGAGAGUCUUCACGUAUUUGCUUGGAGUGAGGUUCGUCCUCAUCCUAACGCCUCUCUUAAGGCCACAGCCAACAUUCCUCCUACUGAUGUUGACUGCAUGGGAGGCUUUCAAAGCUGUUCAAUGCCAACCCCUCUUUGUCUUCUCCUCCGUGCUGCCUCACGGUUCCAGUCCAGGGAGAGAGGGAUAGCAUAUAGCUAUCUCCCAUGUCGCAAUUCAGAGCAUUUGCCACUAAGCCAGCUCACCAAUCCCCCUUGGUAGCCUGGGAUCCUCUAACCGAGGUCUGGCUUUGCAUACUACUGCAGAGCGUCAGCCACAGGGCUGGUUCCCAUCCAUGGCACUUUGGACAUUUGAUCUAUAGUCUUUCUGGCUAUAUAUUCUGCUACAGGGUUUUUUGACUCUGCCAUUCUGCCUUUAUGAGCUAGAAUCUCACUCCCAUACUGGCACAUGGGUGGCACUGAACAUGCCACAGUCAUAUCGGCUAUAUUUAGCUGCUGAGAUCCUAGUGGAUUACACAAAUGCUGAUGUGAGAUGAAGCCACAUAAAUGAUCGAGAACCCCACAGGACAAGGCAUUGUUUUAAAACCAUAUGACUCCUUUUUUAAUAUUAAUUUGCUCUGUUAUAUUCCUCUUACUAGGUUUUUUAUGUCCCUUAUACUGGAAUCAUUGAUGUAUUUAUCUCAUUUUAUGAAAACAUCAAUAAAACUAUUUUUCACACUCUCUGAAUUGCUUCCUAGUCUGACCAACCAAACACAGGCCAAACAGUUUCCCUGUAUAAAUUCCUGCUUCAUUCUUACGGCCUUAAAACCUACAUGGAAGCUGCAGCUACACCUGUUUCUCUUUAAGAAAAGCUGCUCAGUAUCACAGGGAAAUUUUCACUUCUGUCUUCUGUCAAUCCCACAAAUACUACUACCUUCCCAUGGCCUGAUUUUAUUAGGGCAUUAUGGAUUUACAUUCUUUUUUACUCCAUGUUAUGUGCCAGCCUUUAACUUCCUUUCCUGACUCUCUUGAGCUGUUGGCACAUGCCAUCAUAGUGACAGGUUGUUUAGUUGUGGUUUUUUGAUUUGACAGUAGAUGGAUUCAUUGAUUAUUUUUCUUUUUCACCAAUUGGGAACUAGGAUCAAAACCAAAGCUAACAUGAAUGUUUACAUACGCCAGUUUAGGGCUAGAUUCUGAAUGCCCCUGCAUGGAUAUGCAAAGUGGAAGAGAGAUCGCAUGCUUCACACAUUGUGAACCCAGAAUUCCUGUGGUUGUGCUCCCUGAAUACAAUGUGCAGGUCAAAACAAACCCCAAAGGAGGUUGUGUGGGGUAGGGGCUACAGCACUGACUCUUCCUACCACCUGGUGCUCCCAGAAAAGGAGUGUGCAUGCAUCAUCUCAAAAACGUGUGAGAAUUGCACCAUCCACACCAAUCAAAGGCAUUCCGCCUGAAAAUUCCCUAAGCAGAAUGCCUGUGGGAACUGCUUCUGCUGUGGAGCACCUCCACACCCAUCCCCAAUACCUGGCCUUAGAUGUCUUAAUUUGGUAUGAAUUAUCAUACUGGAACAGAGCAGUGGUCUCUGGCCAUCGUUACAGGAUGCAAUAAUCUCAAAUGCCACUGAGAAAACCCAGACCAUAGACCAGGUUGUGCUAUACAUGGGGUUAGUUGAGGGUGUUCAGUGACUCUGAAAAGAGUAAGCAGCUCUUUUCUUAAUAACCUACCAACUUCUCAGAUCUGCUUCCAACCAGAUACCUAGUUUCAUUUGGAGCCUAUAAUACCCUUCUCACUAUAAGGCAAUUUACCCUCCCUAUCUGUUUAGUUACUGAGAAGCAAAAACUAAAAGGGAUGGGAGUGGAGUGCUACCCUGGUACAGAACGCCAUCUCUGGAAGCUUUCUUGGGUGGCUUGCUCCCCAAAACUACUGGAGGCAAGGGGUGGAAGUGAGUGGGUGAGGCACAGAAGUAUAAUGUUCUGCAAUAUCAUCAUCUCAGCUGCCCUGUUUAGCUCUGAGCAGCAGCUGUAGAAUGUUGUUCUAUGUACCAUAUGUGGUGGGGAUAAUUCACAGGGCCAUGUGAUAAAUUAUAUUUACCACGCUUCUCUGACCACUCUGCCUGCACUCUGCUCACUAUUUCAUUGCUGCCAGGGCUGGUUUAGCAUUCCAUCCUCUCAGCAGUUUCAAAGAUCUGCUUGUUUUAUAAAUUCAGAUCAGUCUACCACAAAAAAUAUUUCCUCCUUUCCCCCAGAUGUUUGAUUUCUCUCCCCUCCCAUAAAUUAUCCAGUCCUAAUACCCAUUACAGGCCAUGUUCACUCCUGCAUCAAUGGCAGGUUUAUGGGCAGAUAUCUUGUGACCCUGCAGGAUUACAGAAGUUGUACCCCACUAGAAAUGGGAGGUUCCCAGCUUUCCAACUGAAUGGACAAUUUCCUUCUAAACCUGGCUGGUCCAGAGAGCUUUAAAAUCAUGACACUCUUACAGAUAGAAAAUCAAUGUUUUGUAAAUUCUAGACGUGCUUUAAAUAGUAGCUAUUUUCUUCUUUUUUUUAACUGAGCCCUGUGCAUUUUCAGUCAUGACCUAGCCUUGCAGGCAGAGGGCUAUAAAAACCAGCUCCAAUAAAAAAUUUAACCCCCCUCUAAGUUGUGUCUGAAAUAGUUUUUCUAUGGCUGUGUCUACACUACCCAGCUUUUAGCGACAUGGCUGUGUUGCCACAGCCGUGCCGCUAAAAGUCGCUGUUAGUCGGCUCUCCUGUCAACAAAAAACUUCCACCCCCAAUGAGUGGCGUUUGCGUUGUCGGCGGGAGAGCGCUCCUGCCGACAACACCCUGUUCACACUGGCACUUGUCGCGGCAAAACUUUUGUCUUUUGGGGGGGUGGGGUUAACACCUCUGAAAGAUAAAAGUUUUGUUGUUCAAUUGCCAGCGUAGACAGCCUAAGACAUGGACAGGCUGUAUAGAAUUGAUGGUGCAAAGCAGUCCAAAGGAUUAAUCGGUGCUGCUUUGAGGUGACCAGCAUAAUUCACUAGUAGCUUCAUCUGUCCUCAGCGUGCGCUGUGCAUAGGCUAGCUGCGUUACUGUCGUAGGCAUGGUAACAGCAAUCAGACAAAGGGAGUGGAGUUAGAACCCUCUGAUAACUUGGUUAUAGACAGACCUGGCUCUGGCAUGAAAGGGGAUAAAGAAGAGUUAAUAUCCUACGGCUUCUGCUCUUUCUGCUUUGAAGCUGCCGCUGUACGAAGGGCGGAGGGUACAAGAUCAUCUACCUCCAUCUUCCCAUUAGGGCAUAUCAGAUGGGAGAUGCAGGGGCUUCUGUGCUGUGAGGUGAGAGAUGAAAGCUGGCUGCUCUGUUAUUUCUACAUCCAUUCAGUCUAAUUAAACAGAUAAGGAAUGAGAUCUGUGAAGACAAGAGAAAGACUGACUAUCUAAGGCUUCUGACAAUUUCUAUAGGUCUCUGUCUCACUACCUCUAUCUCAUUAAAAGUGCAGCAGAAAAACCCCUCCCCUCUCCCUUGCUUAGGCCCCCCCCCCCCCCCCCCCCCGCAGUUUUUUUUAUGCCUGUAUGCGUAUGAAUACUCCACAGAGCACUUUGUGAUUGUAGUUUCGAUGGAGGGGGCUCGCUGUGUUGUUGACCUGGCUUAUUUAAACUUCAAGGCUGAGAUUUCCAAAGCUGUUUCUAAGUGACUUGGAUGCUCAAGUCAGUUCACAUUGAAAUUAAUGGGAAUUGAGCAUCUAGAUCCAUUAGACAGCUUUGAACAACUCAGCCUUAAUAUUUUCCACCAUGUAUACCACAUUCUAGCCAAAGGGAUGGCAUAGGGGUCUAAGUAUCAAGUCUGAAGCACCCAAAUGCUCUAAUAGAACCUCAGGUGUGAAGGUCAUCCGUUUAUCUUAGCCUUUCAUCCUUCCAAGGUAGAUUCACAGCAGUUUUCAGCACGUGGGUCCUUUAGAAAAAAACUUAAAUACCAAGGUCCUAUCUGCUGUGCUUAGACAUUAGAUCCCACAGAUGUUUCAUGUGGGAGGGGUUUGUUCCUAGAUCCUUGGCCAGACUUUUUCCUGCUCCCUGUAUUCUGCUGUGCACCCGCUGACUGCUACCUUCCAGCUCAGUGAUGGCUGCAUUUCACUGGGGCUGUGUGUUGUGAUGCACUCCCUUGGUCUGAAGGGUGCUGUGUAAUAAUGCUAUGUACUUAUGUGGACUUGAAAUGCCCCCAUGGGAUAUAGCUCAGAAUUAUCCGUAUUUUACAAACAGGGAAACCGAGGCACGGAGAAGUGAAGCGACUUCCCCAAGGUCUCACAGCAAGACAAUGGCAGAGCUGAGUGUAGGAACUCUUGAUUCCUAACCAUGUGCCUUAAUAUUGCCCUUUCUAGUUGUAUUGCACUCUGCUGCACAGAGCUGUACUUGAUAUUUUGCAAUGUGUAAGAACACUUUUGUGUGCUGUAUGUAAAAGGGGUGUCUUCCUUAUUUCUUAGGAAAGUUAGAUGCUAAAAUAGAGGAGGAGAAGGUGGUUUGGAACAGAACAGGGAUUGGGAUGGAGUACGUGUCAUGGCUUUCACAGAGUGGAUGAGGGAAUGGAGAUAAGGUAUCUGGGGGAUGGAGCAAAGGUUGAGAUGGUUUGGACUUGGCAAGGCCUGCACAGAAUGGAGUGGGAGUUGUUCAGAGUGCCCACAACAGGUGUUGCCAAGACUGCGGUAAAAGUGUUACUGGGAAAUACAUUUCUAAUUUCUUUUUUCAGUUUCUCUCCUUUUUUUUUUUUUUAAAAAUAGUGGGGAGGAACUCUUUUGGUGUUGAGAAAGUUCUAAACUAGGGCUGUCACACUAUUAAAAAAAUUGAUCACGAUUAAUCGCGCUGUUCAACAAAAAUAGAAUCCCAUUUAUUUAAAUAAUUUUGGAUGUUUUCUACAUUUUCAAAUAUACUGAUUUCAGUUACAACACAGAAUACAAAGACUACAGUGCUCACUUUAUAUUUAUUUUUUAUUACAAAUAUUUGCAAUGUAAAAAACGAGAGAGUAUUUUUCAAUUCACCUAAUACAAGUACUGUAGUGCAAUCUCUUUAUGAUGAAAGUUGAACUUACAAAUGUAGAAUUAUGUACAAAAAAAGUAAAACAUUCCAAAGUAAAACAAUGUAAAACUUUAGAGCCUUCAAGUCCAAUCAGUCCUACUUCUUGUUCAGCCAGUUGCUCAGACAAACAAGUUUGUUUACAUUUGCAGAAGUUAAUGCUGCCUGCUUCUUGUUUAUAAUGUCACCUGAAAGUGAGAACAGGCAUUUGCAUGGCACUGUUGUAGCAAGAUAUUUACAUUCCAGAUGUGCUAAAGAUUCGUAUGUCCCUUGAUGCUUCACCCACCAUUCCAGAGGACAGGCGUCCACGCUGAUUAUGGGUUCUGCUUGGUAACGAUUCAAAGCAGUGCGGACUGACGCAUGUUCAUUUUCAUCAUCUGAGUCAGAUGCCACCAGCAGAAGGUUGAUUUUCUUUUUUGGUGGUUUGUGUUCUGUAGUUUCCGCGUCAGAGUGUUGCUCUUUUAAGACUUCUGAAAGCAUGCUCCACACCUCAUCCCUCUGAGAUUUUGGAAGGCACUUCAGAUUCUUAAACAUUGGGUUGAAUGCUGUAGCUAUCUUUAGAAAUUUCACAUUGGUACCUUCUUUGCAUUUUGUCAAAUUUGCAGUGAAAGUGUUCUUAAAACGAACAUGUGCUGGGUCGUCAUCCGAGACUCCUAUAAUGUGAAAUAUAUGGCAGAAUGCAGGUAAAACAGAGCAGGAGACCUACAAUUCUCCCCCUAAGAGUUCAGUCACAAAUUUAAUUAACGCAAUAUUUUUUUAACGAGCAUCAUCAGCAUGGAAGCAUGUCCUCUAGAACAAUGGCCAAACAUGAAGAGGCAUAUGAAUCUUUAGCGCUUCUGGCACAUAAAUAUCUUGUAAUGUCAGCUGCAAAAGUGCCAUGCAAAUGCCUGUUCUCACUUUCAGAUGACAUUGUAAUUAAGUGGGCAGCGCUAUUUCACGUAAAUAUAAACAAACUUGUUUUUCUUCACGAUUGGCUGAAGAAGUAGGACUGAGUGGACUUGUAGGCUCUAAAGUUUUACAUUGUUUUGUUUUUGAGUGCAGUUAUGUAACAAAAGAACUACACUUGUAAGUUGCACUUUCAUGAUAAAGAAACUACACUACAGUACUUGUAUGAAGUGAAUUGAAAAAUACUGUUUCUUUUGUUUAUCAUUUUUACAGUGCAAAUAUUUGUAAUCAAAAAUAAUAUAAAGUGAGCACUGUAUACUUUGUAUUUCGUGUUGUAAUUGAAAUUGAUAUAUUUGAACAUGUAGAAAAACAUCCCAAAAUAUUUAAUACAUUUCAAUUGGUAUUCUAUUGUUUAACAGUGUGAUUAAUCGCGAUUAAUUUUUUUAAUCAAGAUUAAUUUUUUUGAGUUAAUCGCAUGAGUUAACUGUGAUUAAUCAACAGCCCUAUUCUAAACCAAUGCUGCGUGUCUGACUAGAAGGACAAAGGGCUGAAAUGGAACUGAUGAGCUUCAAGCUUGUGCUUCCAGAGAAGCUGGAUGCUCUUGCUUCACACUUGAUACUCAGGCCCAUUAUGCCAUCCUCUCCCAACCCACAGAUAUCUACAAGACAAUCAGCCACCCACAUUUACCCAGCCGGUUCACACACUGCGGUUGGAUAGAAAUGCUGUCAUGCGACAGCCAAUUCAAGGUGCCGGGUCACCCGAAUCCACUUCCUCGUGACAUCCAGGCUCCUUGUUGCUGACAAGGCAGUGACUAGUUGAUGAGAAAGUCGCAGGGUGAAAUGGCGAGCUGUUCCUGCCUGAUUAGAAACAGCCUUUGCUGUACUGUUCAGUUAGCCUCAUUUGUGGCUAUGGGAUAAAGCUUAUUAAAACUGACAAUGAUUCCUGGGGCAGGGAGCCAGAAAGGUCUGCCCCAUGUUGCUGAUCAGACAGCAGCCUGGUUUUGCGUCUUAAAGAUAUUUAAGUAAUUAUGCUGAUAUUAAUUUUUAAUUACAUUAAUUCUCUUGUUGGCUGUGAGGUUUUUUCCCUGCCUCAUAUUCCUGGGGGGUCAGGAAGGUGAGAGAUACAGCUUCUGCCUGGUGCUUGGCAGCAAGAAGACACUUACCCAUGUGUGACCAAAUUCAUGAGACAGUCUCUCAUGGGCCUUCCUCACUUGCCCCCAGCACUGUCACGUGGUUAAAGCAGGGAGUGGAACUAAGAAUCAGAAACUGUAGGUUCUAUUUAUGGCAGUCAGAGAGGUGCUGAGCCAAGGAAGGGCGGAUGUGGUGAUGGUCAGGGAAGCAGUGCUGGAAGGGCUUUUGCCCUGCAGGGGGCUGAGAGUGGCUAGUUUGGGACUAACAGAGCUGGACUGAAUCAGUAGCAUCUGACCUUGCAAGGACUCAUUGAACAAAAGCUAGAAGAUACCAUGCUUAGGAUUUGUCCAACCUCAGCCUGCCAGUGGGUGAUUCUGUAUGAUUGAAUAUGACCAUUGAUUUAAUUGAUAUUACCACUUUAUACAGUUGCAACAAAUCUUGGACAAAGUAUGUCAUGUAAGGUGUCAAUGGAAAAGUUAUGAUUUGCUAAGUAUGAUUAUCCUGUUUAUAUGCGUGUAUUAUCUUUGUAUCUGAAGUUAUGAAUACAUUAGUAGCUUACACAUGUACUGUAUUCCUGGGUAACACUCACCAGGUAAAAUUUACAUCAAGGCCAGACAGCUAUGUGUUGAUGGCCCUGUAAGGACACUUCACUCUAACAAUGGGCCAUAGAAGAAACUCAUCCUACCCAGUAAGCCUUCCUGUGGACGCCUUAGUAAGAAUAUGGGCAAUGGCUGCCCCUGUGAGUAUCAAAGCAUAUAAGGGCAUGUUAUAUGCUCUUGUUACCCUGGACUCCAUCUUGGGCAAGUAACUUUCCACAAACUGGUGUGUGAGCUUUGUUGUGAGACAGUAAAUUUCCAGGCACGUGGCAGAGGAUAUAAAAGACCCCUGAGAAAUCUCCAUUUUGCCUCUUUCCUGCUCUGGACUGUGGAUUUACAACUAAAAGGAGCAUUUUGAACUAUGGACUGAGGACCUACCAACCUCUUGGAAAUUACCAGAGACUUUACAAGCUAGCAGUCUGUAACAUCACUGCUACAAACCUAAAAUAAGGACUUGCAAUUGUUUUGUAUGUAUAUGAUCUAUUAAUCAUUAUUAACUCUCUUCUUCUAUUAUUAAACCUUUACCUUUUAGUUACUAAA
Molecule: messenger RNA, 10223 nt
Organism: Chelonia mydas (Green sea turtle)
Lineage: Eukaryota; Metazoa; Chordata; Testudines; Cheloniidae
Gene: QTRT2
Product: queuine tRNA-ribosyltransferase accessory subunit 2
Exons: 11
Coding region: 89-1609 (506 amino acids)
Molecular function (GO): tRNA-guanosine(34) queuine transglycosylase activity
Source: RefSeq, a predicted model, not a curated record